AUGCCCAAGUUCUACGAUUCCAUCUCAGAUGACCUUGCCGCCUGGGCGCUGAAGCAACCCGUCUUCUUCACGGCCUCAGCGCCUCUAACCGGCAAGCAUGUCAACAUAUCGCCCAAAGGCCUCCCCUCGUCCACAUUCACCAUCUUCUCGCCCAAUUCCGCGGCCUACGUCGAUGCCACGGGGUCCGGGUCCGAGACCAUAGCUCACGUCUACGAGAAUGGCCGCGUGACAAUCAUGUUCUGCAGUUUCGGCGCCACGCCCAGGAUCAUGAGGUUCUUCUGCAAGGGAAGCGUCGUGGAAUGGGAUCAGCCAGAGUUCGAGGUCCUUCUUGCGAAGAUGGGCAAGAAGCGGAUUGAUGGUGCGAGAGCUGUGAUUAAGUUGGACGUCUUCAAGGUCCAAACAAGUUGUGGAUAUGGCGUACCGCGCCUCUCCCGUAACACUCCCGAAGACCCAGAGAAGAACCCGGAAACGGCCUUCGAAGACCGUGACACCUUGGGACAUUGGGCUUCGAAUAAGGUCGAGAAGAAUGAGUUGAUGUCCUAUCAAAUGGAGUGGAAUUCACAUAGUUUAGAUGGCCUGAACGGGAUGAGAUCUGCGAGGAGGGAAAGCGGCGAGAGAUUGUGGUUCGGGGAUAUGAAAGCGCGGGCGAAACGGAUUUUGGCCCAGAGGGAGGCUUUGCUCGUGGGCAUUAUAAUGGGGUUCUUACUGGCUUUGAUGGCGCGAAUGGGUCAGGCCUUUUUGAAUAAUAGCUGA
Amorphotheca resinae ATCC 22711 is the source of this 753-nucleotide messenger RNA. RefSeq lists its product as hypothetical. The transcript has 2 exons. Bases 1 to 753 code for a protein of 250 amino acids. Lineage: Eukaryota; Fungi; Ascomycota; Leotiomycetes; Helotiales; Amorphothecaceae. The record is from RefSeq and is a predicted model, not a curated record.